Molecule: messenger RNA, 1022 nt
Organism: Camellia sinensis
Lineage: Eukaryota; Viridiplantae; Streptophyta; Magnoliopsida; Ericales; Theaceae
Product: secoisolariciresinol dehydrogenase
Source: RefSeq, a predicted model, not a curated record
AAAUAUGUUCCCAGAUCACCAGGUAAUUUUUCUCUACAUAUUGGAUCCAUCCAUUGAUUCUGUUAUAAAUACAGCAGCUCAAGUUCUUUCAUUCACAGCGGAAACAUCAUGUCAAAUCUAUUGAAAGCCUCUUCCUUGCUAUCUCCCAUUGCCAAGAGGCUAGAAGGUAAAGUGGCGGUGAUAACCGGCGGAGCCAGCGGCAUUGGCGAGGCGACCGCCAGGCAUUUCGUACGGCAUGGCGCCAAGGUCAUAAUUGCGGAUAUCCAAAACACCGUCGUCAACUCCACCUCCACCGAAUCCGUUUCUUUCGUACACUGCGACGUGAGCAACGAGCGCGACGUGGAACACGCAGUAGACACCGCCAUCGCCAAACACGGCAAACUCGACAUCAUGUUCAGCAAUGCCGGGAUCGGCGGCAAGUUCGAUCGCACAAUCAAAUCCCUCGAUUCCCAAGAUCUCAAGCGAGUCUUCGACGUCAACGUCUUCGAUGCUUUCUACUGUGCAAAACAUGCCGCCAGAGCAAUGAUUCCAAACAAAAAAGGCAGCAUUGUGUUCACAGCGAGCGCGGUUUCUGCGAUUUAUGGAUCGAUUCCUCACCCUUACACGGCGUCGAAGAACGCCGUGGUGGGGCUGGCGAAGAACUUGUGUGUGGAGCUCGGGAAGGAUGGGAUAAGAGUGAAUUGUAUUUCUCCGCACGCUGUGAACACGCCGAUUCUGAGAAAUGGGCUGGGGAUGAAGGAGGAGGAGGUGGAAGAGCUGGUUUGCGAGUCGGCCAACUUGAAAGGAGUGAGAUUGGAAGUAGAAGAUGUGGCCGAGGCUGUGGUGUAUUUGGGGAGCGACGAGUCUAAGUAUGUGAGCGGGGUCAACCUGUUGAUCGACGGUGGUUUCAGCACCACUAAUCCGGCUUUCAUAGAGCUCUUCAACAAGAUGUCAUCCUAAACUAUCAAAAUUAUUAGAUUGGCAUAAUUUUUUUAAUGAUAAUAUUCACCAAAUAUUUUAUAAAAUAAACGACCGUAUUAAUA